Molecule: messenger RNA, 468 nt
Organism: Eruca vesicaria subsp. sativa (arugula)
Lineage: Eukaryota; Viridiplantae; Streptophyta; Magnoliopsida; Brassicales; Brassicaceae
Source: the annotation of a GenBank genome assembly
AUGGAGAAGAAAGUGAUAAAGAUAAUGAGAAAUGAUGGAGAAGUAGUUGAAUACAGAGGACCCAUGAAGGUUCAUGACAUCCUCACCCAAGUCUCUGGUCACUACUCUCUCUUUGAUUCUUUGUCAAACAACUGUCAUCUUCAUCCGCAAGCCAAGCUCCUCUGUGGCCGUCUCUACUAUCUCAUACCGAAGCAGACGAGCACAGUAAAGCACAAGAAAACGAAGAAAGUCAGGUUUGCAAAUCCAGAGGUUGAAAAAGAAGAAGAUACUAAGGAGAAGAGUCCUAGUGUUGUGAGAGUGAAGAUGGUUGUGAGUAAGCAAGAGCUCGAGAAGCUGAUUCAAGGAGGUUCAGUUCAAGAAAUGGUCUAUAGGAGUCUUGAUAAGCAACAUCUGUGUCAUGAUGCUGCUGCUGCUGAGUGUCUUAGAGGCUGGAGACCUUUGUUAGAUAGCAUUCCAGAAUCAGAUUAG